CUUACAUUGACUUCGGACAUUUUCGAGUUGAGCAACGAUUUUCUCAAAUUCAUUUAGUAUGAUUAAAAAACAUGGCGUCGACACUACCAAGUCCGACAAAGGUUUCUGGCAAACACAAUCCAAUAUAUGAAGCAUAUUAUAAACAAGUUGAUCCAAAAGGCACUGGUGCUAUCGAAGCAUUGGCAGCUGCCAAAUUCUUGAAAAAAUCUGGCUUGAGCGAUGUUGUUUUGAGUCGAAUAUGGGAUCUCUCUGAUCCGACGGGUAAAGGCUACCUGGACAAGGCUGGUCUGUUCGUUGCUUUGAAACUGGUUGCACUGGCACAAACAGGCGAUACAAUAAAUAUGACGAAUAUAUUCAACGAACCACCAAAUCCACCAAAAGUCGGUGAAAUACCGAAAAUUGUGACACCGAAAAUCCAGUCAGUACCUUCAACCAACGACGACUGGAGCAUAAAACCAGUCGACAAACUGAAGUAUGAAGAAUUGUUUGAAUCUCUUCAACCAAGCAAUGGAUUAUUACCAGGAAAUAAAGUGCGUAGUGUGUUGAUGGACUCAAAGCUACCGCUGGACGCACUUAGUAAAAUAUGGGAUUUGGCCGAUCAGGAUCGAGAUGGAAGUUUAGAUAAACAUGAAUUCAUUGUUGCCAUGCAUUUAGUUUACCUUGCACUUGAUAAGCGUGCGAUACCACAAACGUUGCCAGUGGAGCUACAGCAAAGAUCAGUCGGAAAGGUUGGCGCUCCCAGCAGCGAUAAUUUCGUUGCAAAUUUCGAUGUUGCUAACAUUGGACCACCGCCAGUACCACCGUUACCAGCCAUGUUAAGCAAUGUGCCCCCAGCAAUACCACCGAUGCCACAACAAAUAUCAGGUCGUCAGAAUAGUGUGCCAUCAUUAUUGGGUUCACCACCAUUAUCCUCGUCGUUGUUGCCAUCGUCAGUUGAUUGGGUUGUGACACCGGCUGACCGAGCACGUUAUGAUAUCAUAUUUGCAAAAAGUGAUCUAGACAAAGAUGGUUUGGUAUCGGGUGGCGAAAUAAAGGGAGUAUUCAUGCAAUCGGGCAUUCCACAAAUGUGCUUAGCGCAAAUUUGGGCACUAUGUGACACAAAUCAGUCGGGGAAAUUAACUUCCGAACAAUUUGCUAUGGCAAUGUGGUUUGUCGAACGCAAGAAGAAUGGCUUCGAACCACCCAACGUUCUCGCUCCGAACAUGAUUCCGCCGAGUUUACGUGAAGCUUCAAACAUUGGUAACCUAAUUGGUGAUACAAUGCCAGUGGGUAAUAUUGCUCCAAUACAGCAGCCACCACCAAUCGAACCACAACGACAAGUAUACACAAAUCCAGAAUUGGAAAUGAUUUCAAAGGAGAUCGAAGAAUUAGCCAAAGAACGACGUCAGUUAGAAAGCGAGCUAGUUCAAAAGGAAGCUGACAUCCGUAUUAAAAAUGGGGAAGUACGCAAUUUGCAAAGUGAACUUGAUACAUUGAUCGCAACACUAAAACAACUGGAAAAUCAAAAAGGAGAAGCACAAAAACGACUGAAUGACCUUAAAGCGCAGACAGAUGAAAUUGAUGAAAGUAUUUUUAUAGUCAAUAGCAAUAUUGACGAUACAAGAGACAAGGUUGCAAAAAUACGUGAACAAUGUCAAAAACAAGAAGAAACGAUUCGAGAACAAGAAACGGAAUUGGACUCAAAACGGGGUGAACUACAGAAGUUGAAAGAUGAAGAAUCAUCUUUAGAACGAGAUUAUGAAGAGAAUAAGCAAAAACUGGACAAGUUAUCCAAGACUUUACAGGAGACACAGUUGCAAAUAUGCCAGAUAAAGGCUUUGGUCAUGCAAUUGGAAGAAAGCCAAAGACAAUUAAACGAUGCACUUGUUGUUUGUAAAUCGGCAAUUGAAGCAAACGAUCCUAGUCAAGCUUCAUACUUUUCCUUGAAAAUUGAGCCAGAUUUCCGAGAAGCUAAGAAAGCUUUAGAAGCAAAACCGGAACCGACUGCAGACCCAUUCAAUGAUAAGGCCCACAGUUUUAGCAAUGGAACAGAUAACGAGUUCAGAACGAAUCAAUUCGCCACAACAUUUGAUGAAAAUAGCAGUGGUUUCAGCGGCUUUGAUGAUGGGUUCGGAAGUAGUUUUGUUCAAAAAUCCAACGAUCCAUUCACUGCAAACUCUACACAAGAUCCAUUUGGCGACAAGAAAGGUGUAAAUACAGUAGCACAAGAUCCGAAUAAAGAUGACUUCGGAAGCGAUCCAUUUGCUAUAUUGCAUGCGCCCACUUCAGCUUCACAAAUUCCAAGUCCAGGCUCAAAUUUGGGAAUGAAAACUGUUGCACCACCACGACCAGAGUCUCCAAGUCCAGCAUUACCACCUAAGAAAGCAAAACCGCCACGACCAGCACCUCCACGGCCAGCACCAAUGCAGGGCCCAACGAUAGGCAAACAAGAUGCUUCAGGAUUCGGAAACAGUGGAAGCGGCUUUGCUAAUUUUGCUGACUUCGACAAUAAGAAGAUCUAAGCAAAAAAACUCUUUCAAAGAAAGCAUCGGAUCAGAUUAAUGCUAACGUUUCAAUAGGAAGUGGUGAAUUUGACCGGACUGAAACAAUUAAUGGUAAUGGUGGUGAUUCGAACAACAAAAACGCGGCUGUAGAUAAUUUUGCCAAUUUUGACGCAUUUUCAUCGUUGACAAAUGACUCAGAUCACUUCGCAAACAUUGAAUUUUCAAGUACUCAAAUAAAAAAUCUAUGAACCAAUAAA
Molecule: messenger RNA, 2740 nt
Organism: Sitodiplosis mosellana (orange wheat blossom midge)
Lineage: Eukaryota; Metazoa; Arthropoda; Insecta; Diptera; Cecidomyiidae
Gene: Eps-15
Product: epidermal growth factor receptor substrate 15-like 1
Biological process (GO): endocytosis; endosomal transport
Cellular component (GO): plasma membrane; cytoplasm; clathrin coat of coated pit
Molecular function (GO): cadherin binding; calcium ion binding
Source: RefSeq, a predicted model, not a curated record